AUGGAGCCGCACGCGGGCGCGGCCUGUGUGAACAUUGGCAGCCUGACCAGCACCUUGCCAGCCAUUCCCUACCAGAAACUGACGGACCUGUACUACCUGAGCAGAGGGGGGUUUGGCACCGUCUUCAAGGCGCAGCACUCUGACUGGAGGACCACUGUGGCCAUCAAGUGCCUGAAGCUCGACUCUGUCGGAGAGAGAGAGAGGAAUUGUCUUCUCAAGGAAGCGGAGGUGCUGCACAAAGCCAGAUUUAACUACAUCAUCCAGAUCUUUGGCAUCUGCAACGAGCCUGAGUUUUUCUGCAUCGUCACAGAGUUUAUGAGCAAUGGCUCCCUGGACCUGUUGCUUCAUGAGAAGGACAUGUACCCUGUUCUUGCCUGGCCUUUGCGUCUGAGGAUCCUGUAUGAAAUAGCUCUGGGGGUCAACUUCCUGCAUAACAUGACCCCACCUCUGUUACAUCACGACCUGAAGACGCAGAACAUUCUGUUGGACGGAGAAUUUCAUGUCAAGAUUGCAGACUUUGGUCUGUCAAAGUGGCGGCAGCUCUCUGUCAGUAAAGGCUCGGGGUCGAAGCCCACAGAGAUGGAGGGCACUGUCAUCUACAUGCCCCCCGAGGAGUACGAACCCUCCAAGAGCCGUCGGGCGGAUGUAAAACAUGACAUGUACAGCUAUGCCAUCAUCAUGUGGGAGGUCCUGUCCAGGCAGAUACCAUUUGAAGAGGUGACCAAUCCCAUGCAGAUCAUGUUCAGUGUGCUGCGCGGCAAGCGGCCCGACACAAGCCAGGACAGCCUGUCCGCCGACAUCCCCGGCCGAGACACACUCAUCAACCUAAUGACCUCAGGCUGGACUUCUAACCCAGAUGAGCGGCCCUCCUUCCUCAAGUGUUUGAUCGAGCUGGAGCCAAUGGUGAGGAGGUUUGAUGAAAUCGACUUCCUGGAGGCUGUGCUGGAGAUCAAGAAGGCAAAGCUGAUGCGGAGCACAGGCUGCUGUUCGACCCAGCCCAUGUGCGAGAAGAGCAACGCUGGGGGGUCUCUGAACAUGCUGAAGGAGCGACCUAACCUGUGGCCUGAGAGCUCCCCAUCAGGUUCUGGCUCUGAGUCCUGCUCUUCCCAGGACACAGAUAUAUCUCUCCCGGGCUUCCUCACCAUCAGCAACGCUCCUCCAUCCUUAUCGGGCCCUCCAGCAUCAUUUAUAGCUCCUAGUCUGGAGCCUCCGGAGUCCCUGAAGGACAACUGCAACAAUCUGAACAGCUUCCAGGCUGUCAAACCCCAGAAGGAUUUAAACAUACCCCUGAAACCUGUCCUGCCCGCCACAGAGUUCGAAACGCAGUUGAAUAAUCUCACCCUGAAGCCACAGCCACUGCAGCAAGCUGAGUGCUCUCCUCCUUUGCCGCGCUCUUCCGCAUCACAAGGCCCCAUCGGCCUCUGGAUCUCAGCGAAGCGGGAGGAGAUCACCUCCCAGAUGACGGAGGCCUGCCUGAACCAGAGCCUGGACGCCCUGCUGGCCCGCUCCAUGCUGAUGCGGGAGGAUUACGAACUGGUGAUCAACCAGACCACGCGCACCGCCCGGGUCCGCCAGCUGCUCGACAACUGUCACCGGCACGACGAGGACUUCUGCCGCGUGGUCGUGCAGAAGCUGCUGGACAACCGGCAGAUGAGGCUGCAGCCGUACCCGCCCGGCGUCUGUUCCCCCACCGCCACCGCCGCCGUCCCCAGCGCACCGCCCCUGUCCAUGGCCAGCAGCGGCCACAGGAGCAACAGCGAGAACUGCCCGCAUUACUGA
This is a messenger RNA of Menidia menidia (Atlantic silverside), 1779 nucleotides long. The record is from the annotation of a GenBank genome assembly. NCBI's taxonomy places the organism in Eukaryota, Metazoa, Chordata, Actinopteri, Atheriniformes, Atherinopsidae.